AUGUCCCUCUGGACAAUCAGCCUCGUCACACAGAUCCUGUGUCUGGCGCUGGUAACGGGAUUUGUAGCGCUACGGGGAGUUGUAGCGUGGAGGUUAAAGAAGGGGGUGGAUGUUGAGGAUGAUAUAUUCAACAACGGCACCCAACCGCCCUCAACCUUCACUCCAUCACAAACAACCAUCGUGUACAAGUUAUUUUAUACGUUGACAAUAAUCUACGUCCCAAUGACCCUCCUCGCCAAACUAACCCUCCUCACCAUCCUCGCCCGACUCUUCAUCCUCCGCCGAUCCCAAACCCUAACCGUCUAUCUCACCAUAACCCUCACAACAAUCUACUACAUCACCAUCUUCUUUAUCAAGAUUUUCAUCUGCGACCCGGUUUCCACAUUCUGGACGUCGCCCAACAACCCGCAUAACCCUAAUUGUCUCUCCGAGGGGGCGGUGUUUCUCGCUGAUGCGGUGAUGAGCGUUAUCACAGACCUGGCUAUCCUACUACUGCCCAUCGGGUUGAUGUUCCCGCUACGACUAGGCGUGGUGAAGAAGGUGAAGGUGGGGGCUAUGUUGGGAUGUGGCGGGUUGGCUGUGGGAUUUAGUAUUUAUAGGCUUGUGCUUGUGGUGGACGUGGGGGUGCGGGGAUUGGGGAAUAGUCAGGUAUACGCUAGAAUACUGUUGUCGGGGAACGCGGAAGGAGGCUUCGGGCUCAUUUGUAGCUGUAUACCCGCGCUGCAUAUCCUCGUGUCGAGGGUGAAGGCGAAGAUGAGGAAGGGGUCAAGGUCUUCUGCUAUUGCGUCUGGGGAUGGGAGUGGGAGUGGAAGUGGUGGGAAGAAGAGGGAUAGGGGGGUUUCUAGUAGUGGGGGCACUACUGCGACUCCGAUUGUUAUUACCAGUUCGCCGGAGGAUGUGCUUCAUGAUCCUGGGGGGUUGCUUGCUUCGUGUGAUAAUGGUGAUGGUGAUGAUAAUGUGUAUGAUCAGAAUGAAGAAGGGGAGGGACGAGGUGAGAAGAAUGACAAUAGGGAUAAUAGGGAGGAAGGUUGGGUGUAA
Molecule: messenger RNA, 1038 nt
Organism: Aspergillus eucalypticola CBS 122712
Lineage: Eukaryota; Fungi; Ascomycota; Eurotiomycetes; Eurotiales; Aspergillaceae
Exons: 4
Coding region: 1-1038 (345 amino acids)
Source: RefSeq, a predicted model, not a curated record